AUGUCUUCCAACAUGGAUCUGUCAUUAGAGGAGAUGUGUGCCAAUCUGAGUCUUAAUGAACCGAAAAAAGUCCCGUUAGCAGAGACUGUUGGACAGAAUUUGGGCCGAGGCAGCUGCCUGGUUAGGAAAGUCAUAGCGCCAAAAGAUCGGAUCUUGAGCCAUAAUGAGAUAGUCAACCAUUUUCGUACAUAUUGGAAUGUACAGAACGGGAUGGAAACCAUGGCAGCAGGUCAGAACAAGGUCUUCUUCAAGUUCAAUUCUCCAGUUGAUAUGCGUCGAGUCCAGCAGGGCUCCCCUUGGACAAUCGGCAAACUUCUAUUUGUUCUGACUGAAUUAAACGAGGAGGAUGUGAUUGAUGAGGUGGAUUUCUCUUGGGUGCCGUUCUGGAUCCAAAUAAAAGGUUUGCCGUUCGGUUUGAUGCAGCGGAAUCGAUUGGAAAUAUCAUUGGUCGUUAUGUUGGGACGGAUAGCGAUCAGGAAGGAUUAG
This is a messenger RNA of Oldenlandia corymbosa var. corymbosa, 486 nucleotides long. The record is from the annotation of a GenBank genome assembly. Lineage: Eukaryota; Viridiplantae; Streptophyta; Magnoliopsida; Gentianales; Rubiaceae.